AUGCAAGCCCUCCCUCCAACCUCAACACACACUCACACAAUAAUCCUCCUCCACGGCCGCGACAGCACGGCCAAAGAAUUCGCGGCCGAGUUCCUCGAAAGCCAGGCGUCAGACGGGCGCCAUCUGCAAGACAUCUUCCCUGGCGUACGCUGGGUCUUCCCUACCGCACCACUCGUUCCUUCCAAACGUUUCGGGUGUGAAAUGUCUCAAUGGUUCGACAUGUGGUCUACGGAAGACGUGCACGAGCGAGAAGGGGAGCAGGAUCUUGAAGGAGCGAUUGCGAGGGUGCAGGAGGUUGUGGCGAGGGAGGCGAGGGCUGUUAGGUCUGGGAAUGUCGUAGUUGGGGGGAUUAGCCAAGGAUGUGCGGUGGGCAUUCAUGCGUUGUUGGGGCUGGAGAUGGGGGUUGGAGGGUUUGUUGGUUUGUGUGGGUGGUUGCCACAGCCUGAUUCGCUUGGUUCUGUGGUUAAGGCGGAGGCGGUGAAGACUCCUGUUUUUCUGGGCCAUUGCGAGGAUGAUGAGGUGAUUGGUGUCAGGUUUGGGGAGGAACUGAGGGACUGCUUGAGGAAUGUAGGGAUGGUGGUCGAAUGGGAGCUGUAUGAAGACGGUGGGCAUUGGUUGAACGAACCGAAGGGCGUCGAUGAUUUGGUGGUGUUUCUGAACAGCGUAUUCGAGAGGAGUGUGACUUGA
Messenger RNA from Zasmidium cellare ATCC 36951, 687 nucleotides. RefSeq lists its product as uncharacterized. Gene Ontology annotation, biological process: protein depalmitoylation. The transcript has a single exon. The record is from RefSeq and is a predicted model, not a curated record. Bases 1 to 687 code for a protein of 228 amino acids. Gene Ontology annotation, cellular component: cytoplasm. Gene Ontology annotation, molecular function: palmitoyl-(protein) hydrolase activity; carboxylic ester hydrolase activity. Lineage: Eukaryota; Fungi; Ascomycota; Dothideomycetes; Mycosphaerellales; Mycosphaerellaceae.